GCAGAUCGAUUGUGGCUUCACGCACGGGAAGCAAUUCACUCCAGCUUGGCACGUUCAUCGAACUUUCCAUUUCCCUCAAAGCUGAUCACGGUCCCUUCAGCUUGCAACUUCUCUCCAUUGCACCUUCCCGAACGCCCACCAUGAAUCGUCCAGGACCUGGACCUCAACCGCUACGGGGCAUACCCGGCUUUCCGAAUCAGCAACCUCUUCCCAAUAGAACUGCGCCACUAGCGACAGGGAGAUUGCCAAACGGCAAGAUAGGAAGUGGAUCAAAUUGGGGGUUUGGAGUUCCCUUGGGAGGAGCGCCUGGUCUUCCUAAUCCUCAGUCGCGACCGACUAGCGCUGCGAUGACAACUUUUGCCCAAACACUUGGAGCCUCGCAACCUGCAACUCCUUUGGAUCUUUCCGAAUUCCCUUCUCUUUCCGGAUCGCAGCCUCAACACCAGAAUCCCUCAGCGCAAGCUGUAUGGGCAAACGCGACACAAAGAGCUUCUCAACACACUCCCGUUCAACGGCCGCAACCGCAAAGCAAUGUUCAAGCCUCCUCAUCACAGGCUCGUCAGCAGCAAACUCAACAACAAGCGCAACCGCCGCAGCAACAGCAACCGCAAUCGCAGCCAACGCAACCACAGCCGCCGCCGCAGCAGGAUGACGCACUUUCCACAGGCUCGCAACUUUCAGGUCGUCUAGAUGACUAUCGUUUUGGUGGCCAAGGCGGAAUAGGUCAACUGUCGGGUUCAAGUCAGCCGCAAACAGGAAGCAUUGAUGAAUUUCCACCACUUGGGCGGAAUGGAACCACUGAAAUUGGCCAAGAUAGGCGAGCUGGCUUGAUGCAGAAUGCGGCAUUUGGUGGUCCAGCUAGUGCCCCAGGCUUUCCCUCGAAUCCACAAGCUGCCCGAUCGCCGAUUGAUCUUCGCCAGGGACAAAAUGCGUCAUUCGAGCAGGAUAAGACGAACAACCUCAGGCAUAUGCAGAAUGGCAACAGCGCUUCGCUCUUCUCCAAUCCCCAGUCAUCGAUACAAUCACAAGUGGCUCAAAAACAGAAUGCCUUGCUCGAUCAGCAGACACGGCAGGCUCAGUCGAUUCAGCAGCAGCCACAGAGCUUUGGAAGAGAUCUUGUUGAUUCGCCAGGAUCGGCUCCAACACCGCAACGAAUGCAGCUGGUGCAGAUGAGUGAACUCGAUAGAUACGGCCUUCCGGGGCUGCUAGGGAUGAUCCGGCAUGAGAGUGAAGACCUUGCUUCUCUGACUGUUGGGCAAGACCUGACAGCGUUGGGGCUUGAUUUGAAUCAGCCAGACAACAACCCCUUAUACCACACCUUCGCUUCGCCAUUUGCAGAGGCCGGUUCAAGACCAAUUGAGCCUGAGUUCACCGUUCCGGCGUGCUAUUCUGUCCAAAACGUCCACCCACUACAAUCAAAGGUGACGAGCUUCUCCGAUGAGACAUUAUUCUACAUUUUCUAUAGCAUGCCAAAGGAUAUCAUGCAAGAAGUAGCUGCUGGCGAGCUCACCAACCGGAAUUGGAGAUAUCAUAAAGAACAAAAGCAAUGGCUUACAAAAGAUAUGAAUUAUGAGCCAGUUCCGCUUGGCCCCAAUGAAGAGCGCGGUUUCUACAUCUUCUUCGAUCCUAAUACGUGGCAAAGAACAAGACGCGAAUUUAUUCUUCAUUACGAUAGUCUCGAUUCGCGCAAUAUUCGCCCUCUAGGAAAUAUGACCAACCCCUAGCUGUGGUAUCGUUCCGACGCUUGAUAUUGCAAAGACACACACACCUCUCUAUUCCCACGGUUUUCGUUUGAUUUUUUUCAUCUGCUGCUUAAUGGAAGAUCAUGCACUCGGUCUCAGUGUGGCUUAUGGUCGUCGGAGUUUCAUUUGCGGAUUAACACUUUCGUAAGGGAAAUCGUGGAAAAUGCUUGUUUCAUAACUACUUAGUCAAACCGUGGAGCCGGGGGAAUCGCCG
Messenger RNA from Xylona heveae TC161, 1956 nucleotides. RefSeq lists its product as hypothetical. The record is from RefSeq and is a predicted model, not a curated record. The coding region runs from base 141 to 1724 and encodes 527 amino acids. NCBI's taxonomy places the organism in Eukaryota, Fungi, Ascomycota, Xylonomycetes, Xylonales, Xylonaceae. Gene Ontology annotation, biological process: nuclear-transcribed mRNA poly(A) tail shortening; regulation of DNA-templated transcription. Gene Ontology annotation, cellular component: CCR4-NOT core complex; P-body. The transcript is spliced from 9 exons.